Molecule: messenger RNA, 3858 nt
Organism: Lentinula edodes (shiitake mushroom)
Lineage: Eukaryota; Fungi; Basidiomycota; Agaricomycetes; Agaricales; Omphalotaceae
Exons: 7
Coding region: 234-3683 (1149 amino acids)
Biological process (GO): protein phosphorylation
Molecular function (GO): protein kinase activity; ATP binding
Source: RefSeq, a predicted model, not a curated record
AAUUGGGGAUUUCUGGUCAACUUAUAUUAUUUCUCUACCCUCACGUUCUCGAUAACCCUUUCUUCUUUCUUAUCUUCACUGCGCCAGACGGAAUCUCCUUAUUUACCGACAACACUCACGCACUCAAAUACCCCAAUUCUCACCCGUUUAUCUGUUGGCCAGUCCGUUCACGAAGAUCCUACAUUUUCUAAAUACAUUUUUCUGUGAUACACUCUCUCAUAAACAACCACAUAAUGCUUGCUUCCACUCAAAUCUCCCCCUUCCCUAGUAGGACUUACAAUCCCAGCCUGUCUCCUUCGUCCGGGAACCAGCCAGAUGCCACGCGGCGCGCCUCGUUGUUCGACACAGCUUCAGCGAAAUCUCCUCUGAGACAACGCCCUCUCUUCCCCCCGGUAGCUGUCGAAGGACGAUCUCAUAGCGAUUUUGCUCUCAAAUCACCUUACAAAACACCCGUCGUACCAGCGUGGUCACCAUUUGCCUCCAACUCCCACCUUGGAGUCGAUGAUGAUGAGGCCAGUGUUUUGUUGGGAUCACCGUCCGCCACAACGUCACCCCUUUUCGCUGCUUCGAUGGCACGCUCCCUGUUCACACCGGUUAAACAAGCUCCUCGGGUUGUGGAUGGAUUGUCUCCCACGCCCACAGUGGGGAGUCCUUCUGCGCUUAGGCCUCAACCAAGUACGGGUACAAGUUUGAAACGGAAGUCAGUUUCUACCCGUCAAUCUACGCCUCUUCGGCAACAUUCUCUAACGCCUCUGGACAUUGCAUCUACUGGCCUCAAAGGUUCUACGGAUGGACGUAGAUUCGAUCGGCUAGCUCCUCUGCCAGCUCCAAAGUUUCCUAUUCGCACACCCCAAACGAAGAAAGAGACAGAUCCACAGUUGCGCCAGGAAACUGCCACAAUGACUCGUUUGCGAAUAUCGGACUUGAACGAGUUUCAGGAUGAAUUUGAGGGUGGCAACGAUUCUGGAUGUGAUCUGGGGUGCGAUUUAAAUCUAGAGGACGAUAAGGCUCGAGGAGAUGAACUGUUUCUUGGUGGCGAAGUCAUGCCUAUGAGGGGACGUGGAAAAGUGGAGGCUGCGCUGCGUUUAGCUGGUAAAGGCAAAUUCAAUGAAGAGGUUGCGGAGGCUGUCUCUCCGGGUGGUCAUAUCAUCAAAAGGCGUGCUCGUGCUAGGCCUCUGUCAGAUGAGCUUCUAAGUAGCACUGUUUCCCAAGCUUCGGCAACGAGGUCCUCGGCUUACACUGGUCUCAACGCUGUGACGUUUCCUACUGGUGCCUCCCAAUUUCGUGACCACGCAUCUCCGUCUUCCUCUUCAUCUGAGAGCGGUUCUCCAAUGCCUCGACGUCGCGCCUCUGGUCUGCACCCGUCCAAGCCCCCAGUAUAUCGACGGGCUCAGCUCAACAGAGUGGAUUCAGCCACGUUGUUCUUUGGUGGCCCUGCUGUUACCGCUGCCCCAUCAUUAGCUUCUCCAUCCACCUCCUCUCGCAGAGUUACUACGUCGAUCUCAUCGGAUGCAGCAGACUCACCGUUUACCACUGCCACUCGGCCCAAAAUAUUGAAUCGACAUAGUUAUUCCGGCUCAGGACCUGUUACGCCUUCAUGGAGACAGAUGCAUCCCCGUUCUAACGACGUGUCACCUACAACGUCUCCGCCUCUUUCUUACACAGCAGGAGAGACUGAAAGUUAUGACACCGACGAUGACGACUCCAUGAUGGUCGAUCUCCCUGCUAAUUCCUCGUUUGUUCUCAAUAUUACUGAAGACACACCAUCUCCCAAGCGAAUAGGCCGUACAAGUGAACAGAUCUCUAAAAAGUAUACUCGAGACUCUGGUAUCGCACUGAGCGACGACGAUGAAGAUAUGGAAUUUGUAGAGUCGUCAACCAGUUCUGAACGACUCAGUACGAUGCCUCGGGCCUCUACUAGUGUCAGUUCUCUAUAUUCUGAUAUCGAAGAUGGUCUCGUCACUCCUGGAGUAGGCCCACGAUCUAGUUCCGCCUGGCCAGAUUUUGUCAUCGUCAAUGGUCCAGACGACGGUGGUUGUGACGCGUCUGAACAGGACGUUGACGCUUUCAUAUUACGCACCCUAGCCGCUGCUGCCAAGAGCACUUACGAAGCCAAGAAAGCUCCAGGAACACCUGUGAAGAAAAGCAAAGUCAGCUAUCUGGCUCGUCAGCGGCCAUGGCAGAGUGCAAUGACACACAAAGUUGGAUUCGGAGCUCAUGCAGAAGAAAAGAUGAAGAAGGUCCCUCGCAAGAGCAUGCCUGCCUCUUUUCCGUUAGUAGGAAGGAAACAUAACAGAUCCGUAGACCCCGACACAGACUCGGAGUCUGAUUGCGAUGACUCCCCCAGUAAUCGCAAAGAGAAAUAUAUUGGCUUGGGCAUUGGUAUUCCCUCCUUGUCUAAGAAUGGUGUUUCGAGAAAUCGAUGGCUUAUGCGUCGGAGUAGCAGCGGCGCUUUUUCAAGCAGCAGCGAAUCCGCUGGUACUCCCACCAGGAAUCGACCUUUAGGAGAUUGUCUUCGACCCUCCGGCUCACCUCAUCUGUCAAAACAGACAUCGCCGACACACAGAUCAAAGCUUUCCCCGGCGCGAUCUGCUUCUAGCUCGUCCAACGGAUCCGUAACGUCUCCAUCUAUUUUACGGCAACUGCCUAUCGCAGGGGAUCAGAAAUAUCGUGCUCCACGGUUUAGUACGCGAACGCGCCGUUUGUCUCAACCUUCUCAUCAACAGCGGCCCGGUCGUUUCGAACAGCAAUUCGUUGAAAUUGCUGAGGUAGGGAGUGGAGAAUUUGGCAAGGUUCUGAAAGUACGAACCAAGGAUGGAAACUCUGAUGCCUGCUUCGCUGUCAAAAAGUCGAAACGGUUUGAAGGGGUCAAACAUCGGUUGCGACUCCGGGAAGAGGUCGAUACUCUUCAACACCUAUCCCAUGUAACCGGUGGCUGUGGGCAUCCCAAUAUUCUCGCGUUCAUAGAUGCCUGGGAGGAAGAUGAACAGCUUUUCAUCUGGACUGAAUUAUGCGAAGGUGGUAACUUUGCCCACUUUCUGUGGGAAUACGGACGCGUAUUCCCGAGGUUAGAUCAGGCAAGGGUAUGGAAGAUCAUUGUUGAACUAAGUAACGGCCUGAAGUUUAUACACGAUUCUGGAGUAAUACAUCUGGAUCUCAAGCCUGCCAACAUAUUUUUGACUGGUGAAGGACGAUUCAAGAUUGGCGAUUUUGGCAUGGCUUCGCUCUGGCCCCGCCCGCGCCUUACAGCAGACUCUACUUCCGCUAGUGGAAGUUUCGAGCGGGAAGGAGAUAAACUUUACCUCGCGCCCGAAGUCCUGCAAGGAAAAUAUGGUAAAGCAGCUGAUAUGUUCAGCUUUGGCAUGACGAUCCUGGAGACAGCAUCCAACAUUGUGGUCCCUGACCAGGGCGAGGCUUGGCAUCGACUCCGGCAAGAAGACUUUUCUCAAGUCGAUCUCAAGGAUAGCCCAGAGCUGUUACGGCUUGUUCAACAAAUGAUGCGCACGAAUCCUUCGCUUCGGGUCGGGAUUCAUGGGGUAUACAAUCAUCCUAUCGUGGCGCGAGCGCGAAUGGAGAUGGAACGGAUUUACGACACGGCUAAACGCGCAGGGACAAACCUGUUUGCCGCAUCCCCAUUGGCUAGCGUCUCCGAAGAUUUUCUGCCCGUCAUCCUCAACGUUUGAAUCUGCAAACAAAAAAAAACAUUUGGUUAUUGAUUGAGGUGAUUGACCGUGGUGUCUGCCUCGGCUUUUCCCGCUCGAUCUCUGUCUUUUGCGCCACACAUAUCUCGUCUCUUUUGUCACUCUUUCCUUUCUGCUGUUACAUCUUGGAGUCUUUUUACCACGUUAGUCCACUCUU